This is a messenger RNA of Molossus molossus (Pallas's mastiff bat), 787 nucleotides long. RefSeq names its product amelogenin X-linked (gene AMELX). The record is from RefSeq and is a predicted model, not a curated record. Gene Ontology annotation, biological process: multicellular organism development. Lineage: Eukaryota; Metazoa; Chordata; Mammalia; Chiroptera; Molossidae. The coding region runs from base 65 to 643 and encodes 192 amino acids. The transcript has 6 exons.
AAGCAUCCCUGAGUUUCAGACAGAAACUUACUCUGAAUACACAUAUUCCAAGGGCCAUCAAGAAAUGGGGACCUGGAUUUUGUUUGCCUGCCUCCUGGGAGCAGCCUUUGCUAUGCCCCUACCACCUCAUCCUGGGCACCCUGGUUAUAUCAACUUCAGCUAUGAGGUGCUUACUCCUCUGAAGUGGUAUCAAAGCAUGAUAAGGCAGCCGUACACUUCCUAUGGUUACGAACCCAUGGGUGGAUGGCUGCACCACCAAAUCAUUCCCGUGCUGUCCCAGCAGAAUCCCCCGAAUCACGCCCUACAGCCUCAUCACCACAUCCCCGUGGUGCCAGCUCAGCAGCCCGUGGUCCCCCAGCAACCAAUGAUGCCAGUUCCUGGCCAACACUCCAUGACUCCAACCCAACACCACCAGCCAAACCUCCUUCCGCCCGCCCAGCAGCCCUUCCAGCCCCAGCCCGUCCAGCCACAGCCUCACCAGCCCAUCCAGCCCCAGCCACCCGUGCACCCCAUCCAGCCCCUGCCACCACAGCCACCUCUGCCUCCGAUGUUCCCCAUGCAGCCCCUGCCCCCAAUGCUUCCUGACCUGCCUCUGGAAGCUUGGCCAGCAACAGACAAGACCAAGCGGGAGGAAGUGGAUUAAAAGAUCAGAAAAAGAGAAGAGAACUGAAGUAAAUACUUCAGUUGCUUUUAGAAUGACAAUGAUUUGUGCCUAGCAUCACUUUACUUAGCAAAUUCUGUAACUAAAAAUAAGUACCAUUAGCAAACAAUAAAAAUGUUUUAAAAA